AUGUCGGAAAGUAAAGAAAAUAUUUUUCUCUUUGUGCCUAAUAUCAUUGGUUUUGGGCGAGUGAUUCUGGCUAUAAUCUCGUUCUAUUUUAUGCCUACACAUUGUGUAUUAGCGUGUGUUUGCUACGUUACUUCAGCAUUACUCGAUGCAAUUGAUGGACAUGCCGCAAGAUACUUUAAUCAAAGCACAAAGUUUGGUGCAAUUUUGGACCAACUUACGGACCGUGCUGGGACUGCAUGUCUUAUGAUGACCUUGGCAACUUUUUACCCACAGCAUACCUUUUGGUUUCAAAUAUCUAUGGCUAUAGAUAUAACUUGCCAUUGGCUCUACCUCCACACAGUGACCCUUCAAGGAAAGGCUUCUCAUAAGUUCAUUGAUAUGUCAGAAAACCCCAUCAUGCGCAUAUAUUACACAAAUAAGAUGGUCUUGUUUGCAAUGUGUGCUGGCAAUGAAGCAUUCUAUGCUGCGCUAUAUGUCAUGUACUUUUAUACUGGGCCAACAGUUUUGGGUGUUGGUCUAUUUAAACUCAUUGCCAUCAUAUCAGCACCAAUAGCUGUUGUGAAGGCAGCUAUAUCAGUUCUCCAAGGAGUGGUUGGAGCUAUGAAUCUCGCCACUAUUGACAUCAAUGAGAGAGCAGCUCUUGCUAAGAAGCAAGCAAACUAA
Messenger RNA from Arctia plantaginis, 663 nucleotides. The record is from the annotation of a GenBank genome assembly. Lineage: Eukaryota; Metazoa; Arthropoda; Insecta; Lepidoptera; Erebidae.